This is a messenger RNA of Dovyalis caffra, 5406 nucleotides long. NCBI's taxonomy places the organism in Eukaryota, Viridiplantae, Streptophyta, Magnoliopsida, Malpighiales, Salicaceae. The record is from the annotation of a GenBank genome assembly.
AUGGCUCUUCGGAAGUACAUUCCUUCGAGUGAUGCACCUUCAGGUAGUAUGAAGCCUUUGAGCUUUUCCAGUAAGGGGCGCGAGAAUGCUCAACUUGCAGAGCCAGAGACAACUCUCAGAAGGGUGAAAGAUGUGGAUGUUGAGCUUAGUGAAGUUUACUUCUUAAUUAUGCAUUUUCUUUCAGCUGGGCCAUGCCAGAGAACAUGUGUACAGUUUUGGAAUGAACUUCUUGAACAUCAACUUUUACCUAGAAGAUAUCAUGCUUGGUAUGCAAGAAGUGGAGCACAUAGUGGAGAUGAAAAUGAUAAUGGUCUAUCAUUUCCAUUAAGUUACAAUAGUUUGGAGGAGCGGUACCCUCAUAUUGAGAAGAAUCACUUGGUCAAGCUUUUGAAGCAAUUGUUGCUCAAUACAGCCUCUUCAUCAGAAGUUUUGAUUGGUGAUGCUCCAAAUGCUGCUGAUGUUCCUACCCUUCUGGGAAUGGGUGAUAGAGAUAAGGGAAAUGGCCAAGUCAAGCAUCCCCCUGCUCACAUGCGAUGGCCUCAUAGACAUGCUGAUCAGGUUCGUGGGUUAAGUUUGAGGGAAAUUGGGGGUGGUUUUGCAAGACACCAUCGUGCACCAUCUAUCCGUGCAGCAUGCUAUGCAAUUGCAAAACCAUCAACCAUGGUACAGAAAAUGCAAAAUGUCAAGAGAGUACGUGGACAUCCAAUAUUUGAUCGCUCAGGGAGAUAUGUUGUCACUGGUUCAGACGAUCGCCUUGUAAAAAUCUGGUCCAUGGAAACUGCUUUUUGCUUAGCUAGCUGUCGUGGGCAUGAGGGGGACAUUACUGACUUGGCUGUAAAUUCAAACAAUACCUUGGUGGCAUCCUCUUCAAAUGAUUGCAUAAUUCGAGUUUGGCGUUUGCCAGAUGGGAUGCCAAUAUCAGUUCUGCGUGGGCACUCUGCAGCUGUCACUGCCAUUGCAUUUAGUCCCAGACCUGGUUCUGCAUACCAGCUUUUGUCGUCUUCUGAUGAUGGAACAUGUAGGAUUUGGGAUGCCAGGUCUUCCAACUUAGGUACAAGAAUAUAUGUUCCAAGGCCUCCAGAUCCAGUGGCUGGAAAGAACAGUGGUCCUCAGAGACAUCAGAUUUUUUGUUGCUCAUUUAAUGCUCAUGGAACUGUAUUUGUCACUGGUAGCUCUGACCACCUUGCUAGGGUGUGGAAUGCUCUUAAAUCCAACACAGAUGAUUCAGACCUGCCAAAUCAUGAGAUAGAUGUGUUACCUGGCCAUGAGAAUGAUGUUAACUAUGAUACUGCUUUGCUUUGCAGUGGUUGUGCUGUGCCAUCUAGAUUUUCUAUGGCUGACUGCCCAAAGGAAGAGAAUAUUCCAAAAUUUAAAAAUUCAUGGUAUUCUCACGACAGCAUUGUUACCUGUUCUCGAGAUGGCAGUGCAAUUAUUUGGAUUCCAAAAUCACGUAGAUCACAUGUAAAUGACCUCUAUUUAUGUUACCCCUCCCUGCCUCAUGGUUUUCUUUCUUCUCAAGGAAGUGAGAGUCGGUCAAUUACUUCCUAUGAGGGGAAAGCUGGCCGUUGGAUACGACAUUAUCAUCUGAAAGUUCCUCCUCCACCAAUGCCUCCUCAACCUCCACGAGGAGGUCCACGACAGAGAAUUCUUCCAACACCUCGUGGGGUAAACAUGAUCGUGUGGAGUCUGGAUAAUCGUUUUGUCCUUGCUGCUAUCAUGGUUCCUAGAGUGUUGGAGAAAUUCAAAAAAGGAAAGGAAAACAAGGCUGUAAUUCUGAACAGGCUUAUGCUUUUCGUUGGUGUUGGUAUAGGUUAUCUAGUUUUAAGCAAAUUGGAAGCCAUGGGAAUGUUAUUCACACCCUUUGAUUCCUGGGCAAGUUCAGGGACAUUGGGUGAUGAUUCUUGUGCAGAUUGCAGAAUAUGUGUUUGGAAUGCUGCUGAUGGUAGUUUGGUGCAUUCUUUGACUGGUCAUACUCAAUCUACAUAUGUUCUUGAUGUUCAUCCUUUCAACCCACGAAUAGCUAUGAGCGCUGGCUAUGAUGGAAAAACAAUAGUGUGGGAUAUUUGGGAGGGCACACCCAUCCGGAUCUACGAAAUAUCACAUUUCAAAUUGGUUGAUGGAAAGUUUUCACCGGAUGGGACAUCUAUUAUACUUUCGGAUGAUGUGGGUCAGUUGUACAUAUUAAAUACAGGCCAAGGCGAGUCGCAAAAGGAUGCUAAAUAUGAUCAGUUCUUCCUUGGUGAUUAUCGGCCUCUGAUACAAGAUACCUAUGGAAAUGUACUUGACCAGGAAACUCAGCUGGUACCAUUCCGGCGGAAUAUGCAGGAUCUCCUUUGUGACUCAGGGAUGAUUCCUUAUACAGAACCUUACCAGAGCAUGUACCAGCAGAGACGAUUAGGAGCUCUGGGUGUGGAGUGGAAGCCAUCUUCUAUAAGAUUUGCUGUUGGACCAGACUUUAGUCUAGAUCCGGAUAACCAAAUUCUCCCCUUGGCUGACUUGGAUGUAUUGGUUGAGCCACUGCCUGAGUUUAUAGAUGCCAUGGAUUGGGAACCAGAAAAUGAUAUGCAAAGUGAUGACAAUGAUUCAGAGUACAAUGCCCCUGAAGAGCAUUCUUCUGAGGCCGAGCAAGGAAGUUCAAAUUCUAGUUCCUCUGUUGAACCAGAGGAUAGUGCAGAAGACAGUGAGGCUGAGGCCAGGGAUGGUUUCCGAAGAUCUAAAAGGAGAAAACAAAAGGCUGAAAUUGAGAUAAUGACUGCUUCCGGGAGGCGUGUUAAAAGAAAGAAUUUAGAUGAGUGUGAUGGAAACUCAAUGAGAAGCAACCGAAUUAGGAAAUCAAGGAUUGGUCGGAAAGCUUCAAAGAGGAAAUCUUCCAUUUCAAAGGCCUUGAGGCCUCAAAGAGCUGCUGCCCGCAAUGCGCUUAGUUUGUUUUCAAAAAUUACUGGAACAGCUACAGAUGGAGAAGAUGAAGAUGGCUCCGAAGGCGACGUAUCAGAAACUGAAUCUGGAAUGCAAGACUCAAAUAUUGAAAGUGAAAGUGACGAAUCAGAUAGAUCUUUUCACGAUGAGGAAAACAGGAAUUUGAAAGGAAAAGAUAUCCUGGAAGAGUCUGAAGACUUUGCUAAAUCACAUCAACUUAUUGAAUCUCACAUGAAUACUAUAAAUAGGAGGAGGUUGGUCCUUAAACUGCCAGUUCGUGAUUCUAGUAAGAUUAUGCUCCCAGACAGUGGAAUACAUAAGUAUGAUGACCAGGUUGAUUUGGUUGGAUCAUCGUCCAAAACUCCCCAGGCAGCCACCGAGGUAAAUGGGGUUCCUACAAGCUCUCAAGAUCCUGGAUAUUUUUCUUGUGAUGCACAUGACAGCAUAAUGGAUGGAGGAAGAAGAGCACAGAUAGACAAUUAUCCUUUGGACCUGUCAGAAGGAUACAAAAAUGGGGAUAUCAGAUGGGGAGGUGUAAAAGCUCGCACUUCUAAGCGUCAGAGAUUGGGAGAAUCCAUUUCAUCAGCAACAUAUACUGGAUCUAGUGCAUGCCUCGGUGAACACAAUGAAAAUGAAAAUAUUCUCAACAGAUACUCGAAACUUAAGGAGGAUAAUGGCACAAUAUCCCCUAGUUUAGAAGUGCAGAAUAACUCGGACAAUGGAGGAGUUGUACCAGUGAAUGGAAGGAAUGCUGUUGCUGAUACCUCUGAGGCUGUAAAUGAUAUGUCCAAUGGUAAAGAGCACCCAACCUGCAAUGGGUCUGUGGAUUCUGAUAAAUUACCAAACCUGGGUCACAUGGCUAAUGGAAAUGAUAACCCUCCUGAUCUCAGAGAGAGCCUCCCAUCUUUCUCAACUAAGAUAAGGAUAAGAUCGAAAAAGAUGUUGAAGGAUUCACUAGAUAAUCAGGGAAAUGGUGGAUGCGAUUUACCUACUGAUAAGCCUGCAAACAUGACACAGAAUCCAGUCAAGGAGAUGCUGGAGCAUGAUGGCUCCAAUGGAAUUACUCCAGAAUAUAAAGGUGAUGGAUUGGAAGAAUUGGAUACUCGGAUUGGUGAAAUUUCCAUGCCACCCUUGGACGACUCAGUGGCGUCCUGUUCACAUCCCAAAAAGAUGUUUGAUGUUGUUUAUAGAAGGUCAAAGCCAGGUAGAGGUAGAGUUAGCACAGAAGGUGAUGGCAUCAUAAGAGAAGACACUUCAAGUGCUUGUGACCCUCAUCUUGAUUCCAGAGGGGAUUCCUAUGAAGGCAAAAUUGGUGGAUCUCAUGGCUUGAAGGCACCCACACAUGAUGCAAAUAUUGCGAGCAAUAAUCUCCAGUUGGGGCAGGGACAUGAAUCAGAUGAUACAUGCAGAGAUACCCACAAUGGUUCCAUUAAUAGAUGUCAGCUUCCACGUGAAGAAUGGGGAUCUAGCUCAAGGAUGACAGUUCGAUUGAGAUCUACUAGAAACAGGAAAGCCAGUUAUCAUUUUCGCGACACAAGUCCAGUAGAUGGAAGGAAGUUGCAUCAGUCAGCCAAAAGAGCAUCAUGGUUAAUGUUGUCAAUGCAUGAGGAGGGCUCUCGUUAUAUCCCCCAACAAGGCGAUGAAGUAGCAUACUUAAGACAGGGCCAUCAAGAGUACAUAGACUGCAUGAAGUCUAAAGAAGCAGGCCCUUGGAAGGCAGUGAAGGGAAACAUAAGGGCAGUUGAAUUCUGUAAGGUUGAAGCCCUUGAGUAUGCUGCACUUGCAGGAUCUGGUGAUGGUUGCUGCAAAAUGACACUUAGAUUUGUAGAUCCUACUUCCAGCGCAUUUCAGAAAUCAUUCAAGUUAACUCUACCUGAAAUGACAGGCUUCCCAGAUUUUCUUGUUGAGAGAACUCGGUUUGAUGCUGCCAUACAGAGGAAUUGGAGUCGCAGGGAUAAAUGUAAGGUCUGGUGGAAAAAUGAAGGUGAAGAAGAUGGUGAUUGGUGGUAUGGCCGGGUUCUAUAUACAAAGCCCAAAUCUUCUGAGUUUCCUGACAGUCCAUGGGAGAGGUGUACUGUUCAGUACAAGAGUGAUCCCAAAGAACUGCAUCAACACAGUCCUUGGGAGCUUUUUGAUGAUGGUACUAAGUUGGAGCAGCCUCAUAUAGAUGAAGAGGUCAUGAAUAAGUUGUUGUCUGCCUUUGCCAAAUUAGAGCGAUCAGGCAAGAAAGACCAGGAUCACUAUGGGGUUGAAAAGCUAAGGCAAGUUUCACAGAAGUCUAAUUUUACCAACAGGUUCCCAGUUCCAUUGUCUCUUGAAGUGAUCCAGUCAAGGUUAGAAAACAACUACUAUAGAAGCUUGGAGGCAUUGAAGCAUGACUUUGAGGUCACAGUGUCAAACGCGGAAUCAUACUUUGAGAAGAACGGAGAUCUCUUGACGAAAAUGAGACGUUUAUCAAACUGGUUUGCACGGACAUUAUCUUCUUUGUAG